Messenger RNA from Penicillium psychrosexuale, 3099 nucleotides. RefSeq names its product phosphatase family protein. The record is from RefSeq and is a predicted model, not a curated record. Gene Ontology annotation, biological process: phosphatidylinositol dephosphorylation. The transcript is spliced from 2 exons. The coding region runs from base 1 to 3099 and encodes 1032 amino acids. Gene Ontology annotation, molecular function: phosphatidylinositol-4,5-bisphosphate 5-phosphatase activity. NCBI's taxonomy places the organism in Eukaryota, Fungi, Ascomycota, Eurotiomycetes, Eurotiales, Aspergillaceae.
AUGAGUCCUAAAUCGCAACCGUCAUCCGCAUCAGAGCACAAGAGCCACGAGGCCGAAUACACGGAAGAAAUUAAGAAGUCAGGACUCGACGUUCUGUCACUUUCACGCGCGGUUAGAGCAAGGAAAGCCGAGUACACACGCCGGAGAUCGAUCCGAGUCAAGGUCGGCACGUGGAAUGUAGCCGGCAUAUCCGACACCGAGAAGGACGUUGGAAGGUGGUUUGUUCAGGGAGAAGGGGUGUGCCCGAAAUUCUCUGGGACAAACUACGCGCACGAGCCAGAAUCCGAUUCGCCCAGCAAGCCCGACGAGCCAAAAUCAGACAGCGAUAAAAAAGUAACCUUUCACUACAGUCCCGAGGAGGUAGACCUGUACGUCUUGGGCUUGCAGGAAGUGGUCGAUAUCUCUUCUCCAACAGAAGCGUUCCGGCCAUAUGUUGACCUCACACCGUCCAAGCGGUGGAAGGAAGCUGUGGAAAAGGCGCUACCCGGAGGAUAUAAGCUAGUAUCUGAAGUCCAGCUGGUCGGCUUGUUGCUUCUGAUAUAUGUGUCGCCCGCCAUUGGAGACAGUGUUGCUUCUGUCAGUAGUACAUCUGUCGGUACGGGUCUGAUGGGGUACAUGGGAAACAAAGGCGCUGUGGCAACGCGCAUUGUCCUGGGCGAAACCACCCGUUUGGUCUUUAUCAACUGUCAUCUCGCAGCGGGGUCCGACAAAGGCAGCUUGGAGCGACGCAACUGGGACUCUUCUCAGAUUGUCCAGCGUGCUAGAUUUGACGCGGUUUGGCCCGAGGAUGACGGAUCGGGCGAAUCGGGCGAAUCGGGCGAAGCAAUAGGAGAUGAAGAUUUCACUUUCUGGUUUGGUGACCUCAACUACCGCCUCGAUGAUAUCACUGGCGAAGAUGUGCGCCAAGUCCUCUCGCGACAUACCGCCAAUCAGUACGACAAAGAGCGCCAAGAAAAGAUGUCUUCAAGCCCUUCUGGCGACUCUACGCCCGAUUCUGAUGAUGAUUCGCCUUCUUCUCCUCCCCCGAGGAAGAGGAGACGGAGAUCAGCUUUCCACAAGGGUUGGCGGGAAGGUCAUAUCACUUUCUUGCCGACGUACAAAUACGAUGUUGGGAGUGUGGCCAUGUUUGAUACGAGCGAGAAGCAGCGCGCUCCUAGCUGGUGUGAUCGGAUUCUGUUUCGUAGUCAGCGGGAUAAGCUGAGACAUGAGAAGCUCGAUCAGGAAGCGGAGGAGGCCCGAAAGAGAGACGAAGAGAUGAAAGCAAGGGGACUGGACAAGGCUGUUGCGGAUGAUAACGUCUUGUUUGAUUAUGACCCUGAUGAAGACGGUGCGAACAGCGAGGAGUACAUGUCGGACGAGGAUCAAGCCGCUGAUGAUGAUGAUGCAAGCACAAUUGCGUCGCUUGACUCUUGCUAUGAUUUAAUCCGCUUGGAUCAUUACGUGUCACACCAAGGCAUUCUGUCGUCUGACCACAAGCCUCUGGAUGCUACCUUUACCUUGAGUUUUGAUGCAGUCAAUCGCGAUCUGAAAUCAAAGGUGCAUCAAGAAGUGGCCCGUGAAUUGGACAAGGCCGAGAAUGAAGCUCGGCCGGAUCUUACUAUUGUGGUGGAUAGGCAUGGUGACCAUAAGCGCCCAGAGAAAGAUCCUGACACCGUCGAUUUCGGCGAUAUUGCCUUCGAUGUGCCAGCUCAUCGGUCCCUAACUAUUGCCAACACCAGCGGCACCCCGGCAACUUUUUCAUUUGCGGAGCGGCAUAAAGUUGUCGACGAGACAAUUACACAAACAGCCUCGUGGCUUGUUGUGCGUGUCUGCAAGUCUGCAGACAUCGCCCCAGACACCGGCCCAUCGAUGGCUUCUUCGUCUGAGAGCCACACUCUGCUCCCUGGUGAAGUAGCGAAUAUCGAUGUCACGGCUUACGUUCGCAACAUCGAACACGUCCGAUUGCUUAAUAUUGGAAAGGUGAAUCUAGAAGACAUCCUAGUCCUCCAUGUCGAUGGCGGCCGUGACCACUUUAUCCCUGUUCAGGGCCGUUGGCUACCCACCUGCUUCGGUUGUAGUGUUGACGAGUUGACCCGCAUGCCAGAAGCGGGUGCUCGAAGUUUGGCCGAAUCAAAAACCCCACACCCAUCCAUCACAGAUACUUCCACGGAAAUCCGCUUGUCGGCACCCCGCGAGCUUUUCCGACUGACCGAGGCGAUAUCCGAGCUGACAGAGCGCGCUGUCGCAGAGUGGAGCAUGACAAAUGGUGAAUCCGAGGAGCAUAAAGCUCCAUGGGCAACGGAUCUUUCCGGGGGAGCCUGGCCUUUCCAGCCUGAUACAUGGACUCUAAAGGACCCACAGGAGCGUGCUAAGCUGCGAAAUUCCGUGCGUGAAGCUCUUGACACCAACAAAUCCCUCAGCUCAAUAUUUGCCCCUGAGAUAUCCUCUCUUCAUCGAUUGGAGGUCCUAUCUGAAACCCUCCUCACUUUCCUCAACUCGCUCCAAGACGGAAUCGUCACCGCGAAAGUGUGGCAAGACAUGGAGCAGCAGAUAGUUGCGCGGGAGAAAAGUAAAUCCCCUCCUCGAAACUGGGAAGAAAGCCAGUCCUGGGUGCUUGAGCACCUGGCCUACUCACCAGCGCACAGCGUAUCAUUCACGUUUGUCACUUUUAUGCUCGCCCGCAUAGCCAAUGAAGUGGCUCCAGUAUCGGCCGGUACGCCGUUGAUCCCAUUAUCCAAGCAAAAGAACAACGCCACCCCCAAUAAACCGGUAGAUAAGCAGGCUGGGGCUGCAAGCCAGAACCAAGCUCAGUCUCCUACUCCAGCUUCCGCUACUGCCUUCAUAACCAGCGGCAGUUUCCGUCGCAAGAACCGCACCUCGAGCACAUCUACCAGCACCAGCCCUGACCCCCCGCCUCAGAACCAUUCAAUAGCACGCCGUCAAGCAGUCGAGACUGCUCUAGCAUCUGUCUUUGCACUUGUGCUUAUUUCUGCCUCUGCUCCGAUGCCGUCUAAAGAGAAAGAGCGUCGUAUAUCUGAAGAGCGGAGGCGAUCAAUCAUUGAGCCAUUCUUAAAGAUGGUUGGGGUAGAUGAUCGAGGUCCAUCUGGGGGCCGGUAUUGA